AUGAAAGCGUCCCUCCCACUCGAUAAAUUGCAGCGCAUUCGCGAGAUUUCAAGAACAUACAGUGACGUAAAUAAUUUCACUAAGCAGCAGCUGCUCUCUCUCCUCGGUCACCUUAAUUUCGCGAUGCGCGUUAUUCCGCAGGGACGCUCCUUCAUCUCCCGGCUUUUGGACACAGCUUCCUCCGUCCCCAAUCUGCAUGACAAAAUAUCGCUGGAUGAAGGGUGCCGAUCCGACCUGCGCUUCUGGUCUCAUCUGCUCGACCACUGGAACGGUGUAACAUUCUUCCAUGAUGAUCUGGUUAAUUCAUCUGAUUCACUGCAGUUAUUCACUGAUGCCGCCCCAUCCGUGGGUUUUGGGGGUUUCUAUCAAGGACAGUGGUUCGCGAGGCGCUGGCCUCCUUCCUUCCCAAGUCACAACCUAUCGUUUGCAUUAUUCGAAAUUUAUCCAAUCGCCGCAGCAUGUCACAUCUGGGGAAAACACUGGGAACGAAAACGCAUAUCUGUCCUCUGUGACAACCAAGCCGUCGUUAUCAUUAACAAAGGGCGCUCCUCAUGUACGAAUAUCAUGCCGUUUGUGAGAAGCAUUACAUGGUCUUCCAUCACUUACAAUUUCAAAAUCACAGCACGUCACGUACCCGGACAUCACAACACCUUAGCUGAUUCUCUCUCCCGGUUUUAUUUCCAGACAUUUCGUCGCAUUUGUCCAGAGGCCUGCUCCAGUCCGGCUCAAGUUCCUCCCCUCCACGUUCUCGCUCUUUAUUAA
This is a messenger RNA of Pleuronectes platessa (European plaice), 762 nucleotides long. RefSeq lists its product as uncharacterized. The transcript has a single exon. The record is from RefSeq and is a predicted model, not a curated record. Bases 1 to 762 code for a protein of 253 amino acids. NCBI's taxonomy places the organism in Eukaryota, Metazoa, Chordata, Actinopteri, Pleuronectiformes, Pleuronectidae.